This is a messenger RNA of Brettanomyces bruxellensis, 1512 nucleotides long. RefSeq lists its product as uncharacterized. The transcript has a single exon. Lineage: Eukaryota; Fungi; Ascomycota; Pichiomycetes; Pichiales; Pichiaceae. The coding region runs from base 1 to 1512 and encodes 503 amino acids. The record is from RefSeq and is a predicted model, not a curated record. Gene Ontology annotation, biological process: phosphorelay signal transduction system.
AUGUCGUGUGUAAACAAGGAAAAAGAGGAUGAAACACAAAAGUCUGGUUUGAAUAAGUUACUUGCCACUGGGAAACUUUUGGGAAGUUUGAACAUUGACUUUCACCAACUAACAGGAAUUGAUAACUUAUGGGCACUCAGAGGCAAAAAGAACCCAUCUGCAGAUAAUGCCUUAGAUUCAAGUAGUACAAGUAGUCUGAAUGCUGAAGAUCUUACUAUUGAUGAACAAGAAGAAACACACGAGAGUUUCCCUUUGAAAAAAAGAAUUUGGAUUAAAAGGGAAGGAAAGAAUCCUACCACUAUAUUUGUAUCCCCUGGAAUGCUGGUUGAUGAUUUAAAGUAUACAAUAACGAAAAACUAUCCGACAACCUUGGCAUUAGAGUGUGAUCCCUCUGAAAUUAACAUUAAUGCAACUGUAUCUCCUGAUGGAAGGAAUGCUGAAGUAAUUACGUUGAAGCCGGAUCUGGAUGUUUACAAAUUUCUUGAUGAUUAUUUCCCUGAUGGGAUGAAAAUUAUUGAUGCAUUUACCAUAAGCAUUCCUACAGGCAAAGGAACAAUUCAAUCUGAAUUGAAGCAACGAACAAAACAUUUCAAAAAGAAGGAAAAGCAGCGAGUGGGUAUUCAUGAAAAGGAUCAAGGACAGAUAGCCAAUUCCAAAUCACGAAAUUUACGACAAGAAGGUAACAUUGCAUCACAAACAUCACCGGAAAAUGCAAUGUCAGCAUCUACUAUUCCACCUGUUGUACUAGUUGCAAAAAGAAAGAUGGCCCAAAAGGAUGAAAAAAGCACUAGAUCGAGUAUAAAUGGAUCAGGAUCUCAGAAAUCCAGUGAUCGCUUUCAUGCAAGAAACGGGACACAGAAUUGGGAUGGUAUAAAAUCCCAGGAAGUAAGGUCAAAGUUCUCCUUAUCUACUUUUAAUAAUUUGACAGGUUCCGACACUCAUCGAAGAACAAUUAAUGACAUGAAACUGAGGCCAAAUGCCGGAAUUUCAAAGAUUCUUUCCCAUAUUAAUGUUUUAGUUGUUGAGGAUAACCUCGUGAACCAGAAAAUUAUGGCUAGACAUCUUAAGUCCUGCAAAGUUGGAUUUAAGAUAGCAUCGAAUGGAAGGGAAGCCCUUGAAAUGUGGAAAGAGGGGGGCUUUCAUCUUUGUUUUAUGGAUAUUCAAUUACCCGUUAUGUCUGGACUUGAGGUUACUAGGGAGAUUCGGCGACUUGAAAAAGUGAAUCGAAUUGGAAACUUUCCUACAUCUCAGCUGUCUGGUUCAAAGGACAAGACAGAUAACAAAGCUCCAAGGGCAUCAGAUAAAUUAGACCUUUCACUUUUUCGUUCACCAAUUAUAAUUGUGGCUUUGACUGCAUCUACGGGUGCUGAAGAUAGACAAGAGGCGUUAGCAGUUGGAUGCAACGACUAUCUCACGAAACCUGUACAGUUAAAAUGGCUUAGGAGCAAGCUUACAGAAUGGGGUUGCAUGCAAGCUCUAAUCAAUUAUGAUCAUUUUAGAAGCGACUAUUAA